AUGACUAGUCUUGUUUCGCUUGAUUUGUCUACCAAUCGGUUCAGUGGGAAGAUUCCCGAUAACUUACCUUCCUGCCCACGACUAAAGACUUUAAAUUUUGCGAAGUUCAACUUCGCUGGGCAAAUCCCAGAAAGCUUCAAGAAUUUUCAGAGUCUUUCUCACCUUUCCCUCUCAAACUCCAGUAUUUCCAAUCUUACAGCGGCUCUUGAAAUUUUACAGCAUUGUAGAAAAUUGACCACUCUGGUUCUUUCUUUGAAUUUUCGAGAUGAAGCAAUGCCAACUUUUUCUAGGCUACAGUUUACUAGGCUCGAGGCUCUUCUUAUUGCCAACUGCAGACUGACGGGUACAAUUCCUCAGUGGUUGAGUGGGUGUACGAAUUUGCGACUGCUGGAUUUGUCCUGGAACCGUAUGGAGGGUACAAUUCCACCUUGGUUCGGCAAUUUCCAAUUUAUGUUCUACUUAGAUUUAUCGAACAACUCUUUUACGGGGGAGAUUGCAAAAGAACUUACUAGACUACAGAGCCUCAUCUCUGGCAAUUUCUCAUUGAAGGAUCCAUCCGUGGAUUUCCCAUUUUUCCUGAAAAAGAACGUCAGCCAUGAAGCUUUAUCGUAUAGACAAAUUUUAAGCUUUCCUCCUACUUUGGAACUUGGUAAUAACAUUUUCACCGGACCAAUUUGGCCAGAGUUUGGCAAUCUGAAAGGAUUACAUAUUUUGGAUCUGAAAUGCAACAAUUUGUCGGGGUCCAUCCCCAGUGAACUUUCCCGCAUGACAAACUUAGAAACUUUAGAUUUAUCCCAUAACAGUCUGAAUGGGACGAUACCUCUUUCUUUAGUUAACCUCAGCUUUUUGUCCGAGUUCAGUGUUGCUUAUAAUAAACUGCGUGGAGCAAUUCCUACUGGAGGCCAGUUCCUUACCUUUUCAAACUCAAGCUUUGAAGGGAACCCAGAUCUCUGUGGUGAGAAUGGUACUUAUCCUCGUCCCAAUGGCAAUCAAGUACCAGAUCUAUCAGCGAACAGAUCAGGAAUACCAAAAGGCACUAUUAUUGCAAUGGCUGUCAGAAUUGGACUCGGAACUGUUUUUAUUGUUUACUCUUGUGUCCUCGAUCAUUAUGUGUGCAAGUAG
Olea europaea var. sylvestris is the source of this 1122-nucleotide messenger RNA. Its product is annotated as phytosulfokine receptor 1-like. The coding region runs from base 1 to 1122 and encodes 373 amino acids. The transcript has a single exon. NCBI's taxonomy places the organism in Eukaryota, Viridiplantae, Streptophyta, Magnoliopsida, Lamiales, Oleaceae. Gene Ontology annotation, molecular function: protein binding. The record is from RefSeq and is a predicted model, not a curated record.